AUGGUCCUAGAAAAAGAUAAAAAAUUACAAGGGAAAAUCGUCGCCAGUGAUCAAAACUUAGACGUCGAAAGUGAUGACAACUCUGGUGAGCUUCAAAGAAAACACUCCUUCGAUGUUGAUCCCUUAAAGAGAAACAAUGACUAAGAAGGAGGCAGAAAAAUUUUCAAGCCCUCAACGAAGAAGCAAAUGCAACUUACAUUUGAGAACAUUGUCAUUAGAACUGUCCCAAAGGUUAAAAAAUGCUGUAAGGGUCCUAAUUAUGAACCACCCAAGGCCAAAAGCAUUCUUAACGAUGUCUCUGGUACCAUUCUACCAGGUCAAUUUUUAUCCAUCAUUGGUGCUUCUGGUGCUGGUAAAACAACUCUUUUGAACUUUUUGUCUGGAAGAGAAAUUAGUUAGAACUUGUUAAAGACAGGAAAGAUCUAUGUCAAUGGUGUUGAUAGAGACAAGAUGAAAGGAUUUUCAGCAUUAUCAGCCUAUGUUCAGCAAGAUGAUAUUUUGUUUUAGACCAUGACAGUAAGAGAAUGUCUUGAGUUUGCUGCAAAGCUAAAACUCAGUGGCACUUAUGAUGAGAAGAUCAACAGAGUAGAAGAGAUUGUGAAGGAACUUAGACUUAAUAAGUGUUAGAAUACUAAGAUUGGAGGUCCUCUUAUAAAGGGAGUCUCAGGAGGAGAGAGAAAGAGAACUUCUAUUGGAGUCGAAUUAAUUACCGAUCCUUAGUUGAUUUUCUUAGAUGAGCCCACCACUGGUCUUGACUCAUUUACUGCCACAUCAGUUAUGGAGACACUUAGAGACUUAGCCCAAACUGGAAGAACAGUCAUCUCAACCAUCCAUCAGCCAAACUCAGAUAUUUUCGAAAUGUUCGAUAGGCUCAUGCUAUUAGCCCAAGGAAAAAUUAUUUAUUUCAACGAAGCCAGACUAUCCGUGGAUUAUUUCGCAUCAAUUGGACAAAGAUGUCCAGAGCUAAGUAACCCAGCUGACUAUUUCAUGAGUAUGAUGAGUAUUGAGAGUCACGAGGAGGAAGAUACCGAAGAUAAAUAAGCAUUAAUGAGAUCUCACACUUAAAUUUUAGAAUAAUACACCCAGAAGAUUGACUUCUUUGAUUAGAGUUAUCAAAACUCAAGCUUGAAAAACGACUACACUUUCAGAGCUCCGAAUAUCAGCGAAGUGUCUGAUGCCGAUAUUAAUAAUCAAUAGACUGGAUGGUGCUACUAACUUGGUCUACUAAUCCAAAGAAACUUCUUAAACACACUUAGACUCCCAUAAACUUCAUAUGUCAAGGUUAUUGUUACUGUCAUCACUGCUAUAUUCACAAUUAUUCUUUUCCAAAACUGCGAUGGAACUCCAUAAGGAGUUCAAAACAGAAAUGGUGCCCUCUUUUUCAUGACUAUGACUAUUGCAUUCAAUGCCAUCCAAAAUAUUAUUCUUAUUUUCCCAGAUGAGAGGCCUGUAUUCCUAAGAGAAGUUAAUAAUAAUAUGUACUCAGUUACUGCGUAUUUCUUUGGUAAAGUUAUUGCUGAGAUUCCAAUCAGUAUUAUCACGCCUGUUCUGUUCGGAUGUAUAGUAUAUUUCUCAAUUGGUCUUAGUACAGCUCACUCAUACACUUUCCCAUUAUUCCUUGGCAUCCUUAUAUUGAUAUAUUGUACUGGUGGAAGUUACGCUCUCAUUAUCUCAUCUAUAUUCUCCGAUAAGUAACUCGCAGUCACACUAACUCCAGUCCUGAUCAUUCCAUUCAUGUUGUUCGCAGGAUUUUUCGUCAAUUAAGAUAACAUCCCAAUCUGGCUUAUUGAGUUCCAAUAUUUGUCAUUCUUCAAGUAUGGCUACUAAGCUCUAUUUUUGUGCAUGCAUGAGACAGAAGUUUCAAAGAAAUGCAACCCAGUCAGUGAUUUCAACUCUCCAGAGACCCUUGGAGAAUCAAUCAUCGCCCUAGCUGCAAUGUUCGUAGGAUGCUAUACUAUCUCACUCUUCAUCAUGAAAAUGCUUUCAAAGAAAUAUGAAUGA
Molecule: messenger RNA, 2001 nt
Organism: Stylonychia lemnae
Lineage: Eukaryota; Ciliophora; Spirotrichea; Sporadotrichida; Oxytrichidae
Source: the annotation of a GenBank genome assembly